Molecule: messenger RNA, 995 nt
Organism: Limulus polyphemus (Atlantic horseshoe crab)
Lineage: Eukaryota; Metazoa; Arthropoda; Merostomata; Xiphosura; Limulidae
Product: ubiquitin-conjugating enzyme E2 L3-like
Exons: 5
Coding region: 45-509 (154 amino acids)
Source: RefSeq, a predicted model, not a curated record
CUCACCUGGGGUCAUCGCGUUUUGCUGCAUAUUUGAGUGCAAAGAUGGCAGCAACAAGAAGACUUCAAAAGGAAUUACAAGACAUUCGGAAGUCGGGAAUGAAAUCUGUCAGAGAUAUACAGGUUGAUGAAUCAAACAUCCUUUUGUGGCAAGGUCUUGUAGUGCCUGAUAACCCACCUUAUAACAAAGGAGCCUUCAGAAUAGAAGUAAAUUUCCCUGCAGAAUAUCCUUUUAAACCUCCAAAAAUCACAUUUCGGACCAAGAUUUACCAUCCAAACAUUGAUGAGAAGGGACAAGUUUGUUUGCCUAUCAUCAGUGCUGAAAAUUGGAAGCCAGCUACAAAAACAGAACAAGUUAUUCAAGCUCUUGUGGCACUAGUGAAUGACCCUGAGCCUGAACAUCCAUUACGAGCAGACCUGGCAGAAGAAUACACAAAAGACAAGAAAAGAUUUUUCAAGAAUGCUGAGGAAUUCACCAAAAAGCAUUCCGAAAAGAGACCCCCUGAUUAAUUCAGAAAGUGACAACUCUCCACAAGCUUGAACCGAUUGCCAGACACUAAAUGUGCCAGCAUCUGGGAAGGUGAGCUGGAAAUACAAGUAUCAACAAUCCCUCAGCUGGGUCACCAGCUGGCAGACAAUAUGAGGCACCCACACACAGAGAUAUCAGCUGAUUGUUGUGUUUUCUCUCUGUUUUUUCCAUAAUUUAGGUAAGUUAUUGAUGCCAUAACAUCAAGAUAUGCAAUGAAAAUGUGUCAUAUAUAUAUCAUAAUACAGUGAAAUAUACUGAUAAUUUACGAUGUUUUUGAUGGAGAAAUGACAUUGAUUGAGGAUUGACAGUGAUAUCUAAUUAUGCGGUGAAAGGGUUAAUUUCAUGCAGUUUUUUACAAUAUUUUGAGAGCUGUUAUUUCAUAUUCUGUUUUUAAGUACUAUUCUUUUCUUCUGUAGUACUGAAAUGUUACUUUCAAAAUACUAUAAUAAAUUCUUUUUUACAACUCA